Lolium perenne is the source of this 1776-nucleotide messenger RNA. Its product is annotated as serine/threonine/tyrosine-protein kinase HT1. Lineage: Eukaryota; Viridiplantae; Streptophyta; Magnoliopsida; Poales; Poaceae. Gene Ontology annotation, biological process: protein phosphorylation. The record is from RefSeq and is a predicted model, not a curated record. Gene Ontology annotation, molecular function: protein serine/threonine kinase activity; ATP binding.
CUCUGCCCGCUGCUCUUUGGCACUUUGCUCUGCUGCUGCUCUCCAUAGCCAUCACUCUUCUCCUCUCGAGUCCUCUUCCUCUCUGUCUUCUCCUUCGUACUACAGAAUCAUCUACCUUCAAGCGCAUCACCGUGCCUUGAUUCUUCGGAUGUGAGCGGCGCACGGACAUGUCGGCGCCGGUUGCAGAAAUGUGCAGCCUUGGAUAAAGAUCAGCUGGAAUCCCCGGUAUAACCGCGGCGGAUCGAAGUCUAUCCCCUUCUGUCGCGGCGAAGUUCGGAUUACAUACCGGACGUGCGGAAAAUCAGGGCCCGACGCCUCGUUUCCCGCCGCUUUAAAGAUCGAUCUAAUCUUCUCUUUGCGAGAAGAACUCAGUCGCUGCGUGGUGUGUGAGGAUGAAGAGCCUCCAGUGCUUCAAGCAGGGCGGCGGCGGCGGGGGGAAUGGCGGGCAGGGGAGGCGGCUGGAGCGCCGGCUGUCGCUGGGGGACUACAAGAAGGCGGUGUCCUGGUCCAAGUACCUGGUGGCGCCGCCGGGGGCCAAGAUCCGCGGCGGCGGCGACGAGGAGCUCUGGAGCGCCGACCUCUCCAAGCUGGAGAUCCGGGUCAAGUUCGCCUCCGGGAGGCACAGCCGCGUCUACUCCGGCAGGUACGCCGGCCGCGAGGUGGCCAUCAAGAUGGUCAGCCAGCCCGAGGAGGACGCCGCGCUCGCCGCAGAGCUCGAGCGCCAGUUCGCGUCCGAGGUCGCGCUACUCCUCCGCCUCCGCCACCACAACAUCAUCUCGUUCGUCGCAGCAUGUAAGAAACCACCAGUAUUCUGUAUCAUCACAGAAUACAUGGCAGGUGGUUCCCUCCGGAAAUAUCUGCAUCAGCAAGAGCCUUAUUCUGUUCCUAUUGAAUUAGUCCUGAAAUUAGCUUUAGACAUUGCUCGUGGAAUGAGCUACCUCCACUCGCAGGGGAUACUUCAUAGAGAUCUGAAGUCAGAGAAUGUGCUUCUCGGGGAAGAUAUGUCAGUUAAAGUGGCAGAUUUCGGGAUUUCAUGUCUAGAGUCGCAGUGUGGAAGCGGCAAGGGGUUUACAGGAACUUAUAGGUGGAUGGCUCCGGAAAUGAUCAAAGAGAAAAGUCAUACAAGAAAAGUUGAUGUGUACAGCUUCGGAAUUGUCUUGUGGGAGAUUUUAACAGCGUUGGUUCCAUUUAGCGAGAUGACUCCUGAGCAGGCUGCCAUAGCUGUUGCACUGAAGAAUGCAAGGCCACCACUGCCUCCUUCAUGCCCCUUAGCCAUGAGCCAUCUGAUAUCUCAGUGCUGGGCGACCAACCCAGAUAGAAGGCCACAGUUUGACGACAUUGUUUCAGUCCUUGAGAGCUACAAAGAAGCUCUGGACGACGACCCAUCGUUCUUCGUGUCAUACAUACCGCCUCCUCUGCAGCACCAACAGCACCAGCAGAGCCUUCUCCGGUGCUUUCCUCGCUACAAAUCUCUGCGACGAUCCGCAUCUCUCAAAGCAUGAUGCUGGGAUUGCCUUCUUCACCAUGUAUAAUAUGCACCUUCCUGCGAGUUUCUUAUCGAUGCGCCAGCCCCUCUAUUAUUGCGGCAUUUAGGCUUGCUCCGAUUUCGUUCUCAUUUUCUUCUUUAUGAUAAUCAAUUAAUUGAUCCCAUUGAAGCUUCUAGAUAUGACAAAGCAGUUCCUCUGCAGAUUAUCUAUCGAUGCUAUUUAGUACUUAAGUGAUGGAACCAUUGGCUAGCCUCUGAAAUUGUAAUUAUAAUUGAGCAUUCGUACUUGA